AAAGCAGUCGCUGCUCUGCUGCUCUUCUUCAUUCGUUGAUAGAAACCGUCAGGAUUUCACAGCAAGACUUAAUGUGAGACUGUGGUGCCUCAGGAAUGAGUAAAAGAGGGAGGAGGAGGAACAGCAGGUGGAGAAAGAGAUCCAGCAGCAGUAAGCAGGGAGUCUCAGCUUGUAGCUUUCAUAAGCAGAACAAAAGCAACACCUUUAGCUGCAAAGAGGACAAUGUUGAAAAGGGUGAGACAGACUUUCUUCAAAAAGAAAAUUUCCUGUCAGGAUCGGAAGAUGAGGAAAAAUACGACAGUGCUGCACCAAAGGAUAAAAGAGUCAAACUGGAUCAUCAUGGGAAUUCAUUUACAAAACAAAGGAGUAUUUAUACCAAAACGACAGAGGAUAAAGAGAAAGGAGCGAGGGCAUUGGCGUCGGUGUCUGUCAAUGACGUGCAAGAUUUCCCCCCAAAUAUCAUUGUCCAGCAGUCAUGUGUGCCCUUUUCUGAAGAUCCAACCCACCCAUCAGCACCAGUUACUAACAUAAUGAACAUCACAAUGAACUGCUCCGGGUCACAUGGCAAACAUGAAAUUCAAGAAAGUUUUCAAUUGAAUACUUCUGACAACAAGACCUCACUUGUUUUAAUAAACACAAAAGGGAAUUGUGCUGAUGUGUUUUUAAAGAGUAAAUGUGAGAAGACAUGGUUACCAAAAAAUAAGUCAUGUGAGCAGUCGUUCCAAAAUGUGACUAAUCACAACGGGAAUCAAAGCUCAAACUACAGGUUUACCUUUGGCAACACGAGUGAACACACAGAGUCUCAUUGUGAUUCCAAAUAUGUCCCUCCAACAAGCGCCUGGGACAACACACUGUGGGGGCAAUGCUGCAGGGAUCACAAACAAACACCAACAGACCUAAUGUUGACAAAUCAUCCAUCUACACCAAGACCAUCGUCAAAUAUCAAAUCUCAAGGGAAGAGGAAAAACUUUGACAAAAGCAUCAGAAGUGGUCAAUUCUGGGACAUUUGUCCACCCAAAGAGUUUGCAGACUUAAGAAAUAAUACUUUGGAGGAAUUAACCGACUGCCUGGCUUCCUGUAGAAUUGGUGCUCAAAGUCCUGCAGAUAAAAAGCCAAUGCAAUUUCACGCAAACAUUACUAAUAAUGAAGAAUCUAAACGGCAAUUUUCUUUACAAGCAGGAGAAACAGCAGAGGUGGCACCUUGGUUCCAUAGAUUAGCAGAACCAGCCAGCUAUGAGCCAAUGCUCAUGAGACCCUCCUUGUCCAGGUCCAACUUCACCAAAGAUUUCAUUAACUGUCAGCAGAAAAAAUCCUUGAUUAGAAACAACGGUAUGGCCACUGUGGAGCACAGAGGACGGUGGUCUCCAAAGAAAAGACACCAGACAUAUCCUGGGAGGUCACAGGGUCCUGGAUCGAUGCAGGAAGAUCUUCUGUCCCCAUGUACUAAAUCAUUUCCCUCUUUAGUCAUGCACUCACUGCUUCUGCAAACUGAAGGGCUGGGAAGGAUUCACCGGGGUACGGACAGGUUCUCUGCAUUCGGAAAUGAUCAUUUUCCACAAUACAAGGCCCGCCUUGCCUCCGAAGACCCAAACAGUUGCGAUGAAAGGCAGUAUGUCACCGAUAUGACCAGCUCUGAAGAUAUACCUGAUGAUGAGUUCAUGGUCAAUGAGCAGUGUCCAAGACCAAUCAGUUACCCCCCUCAAGAGCUCAGACAGCAGGAUGGAGACAUCAAACAGAGCAUAGCCAUGGAUGUACGUAGCGGGGGGACAGACAGUGAUCCUGGUAAAGAAAUGGAGGAAGUCAAAUUUCACAGCUCAGAGCUCCACGCAGAGAAGUUGAGUCACAGAGCCCUUGCCAUACAAGCGACCCCUCCAUCCUGCAGAGGACCAGAGGAACAAAUAUCAAAGAGGCAUCCUGCAACAUCACUCCUCAAGGUCCAGGUUGAAAUUGAAAGCCCAGUUUUGCCUAAACAUAUUAAGUCGUUGGUCACAACAGUACACGUUAAUGCACUCAGGCAAACAACACACAGUACAGCUGACCUGGGAGUCCCUUACAUGUUCCCUUUGCAGGAGGGGGGCGUUUGUUCAAUCAACACAAUGGAGAUUGCAGAUGAGAUUGAAUCUAUACCAUUUGGUGAAAAAACAGGAAAUGCCAGCCCUUCUUUACCACUAAUAGCUGAGCAGAGAAAGGAUGAGCAAUUGAACACAGCAAGAAGGAUAACAGACAAUCCUGACCAACCUGCAGCCACUGCAUUACGUCCUGCUGACAGUUCUAUUGAUGCAGAAACCCAUGUGACAGAGCAGCUCAGUAAAACGGCCGGGGAAGAUGAACACAUAGUAUCUGGAUCCUCCAAGGAGCAUCAAAAACCAGUGGUUCAUAGAGACCCGGACAGCAGUGGCUCUGACCACUGGCUUAUGAGGCGAAAGCUCUUCAAGGAGAGCAAGGAACGGAGCUCCGCUGGAGGAAGCUCAAUGACCAGUGAUAUCACAGAGGAAUCAGUCUCAGAGGAUUCUCGCUCUAUGGAAAUUCCAAUUCAAGACAAUGAAGACAGUGGCUUUUACACAGAGACUUUCCAUUCUUCACCAUGGAUUUACCAAGGAGAUGAUGCAGACUCGGCUUUUAUUCCACCCAACCUCAAAAACAAAACUCGAGCUGUCUCAAUACGGGAGAGGACGGUUAAGAUCAGCAGAGGGGAAGGAGAAUAUCCCUGGGGAUUUAGAAUACAGUUUUCUAACCCCAUUGUGGUUACAGAGGUUGACACAAAUGGGCCUGCUGAGGAAGCAGGGUUGAUGGUAGGAGACUCGGUGCUAUCUGUCAAUGGAACCGAUGUAACCAGCAUUUCCCACUCGGAAGCUACGGAUUUGGCCAGGCAAGGUCCAGAUGUUCUAACGCUGACUAUUGGGUCGGACAUUGCUCGUGGUCCAAACACCCCCAGACCAGCUUGUCGCGGUUAUCUUUACAAGCGUACCCAUCGCGGCCUGUUUAAAGGCUGGAGGAGGAGGUGGUUUGUGCUCACACAUGACUGCUGCCUUUUCUACCACAGACAUAAACGGGAUGAAAGAAAAAAGCGGGCUUUGUUUGCAGUAAAACUGGAAGGGGCUGAAGUGGGACCAGAUCUUUCCCUGGGGAAACCCUUUGUGUUCAAGUGCCGCCCUCAAUCCAGUAGCCGGGUGUACUUCCUCUGUGCCACUUCCAGCCAGGAGAUGAAACGGUGGCUUGAGGCUAUGGAGAAAGCUAUUCAUCCCAUCACACAGAACCAUGUGUGGGUGGAUGUCACCAGACACAACUCCAAUCUGCCUCCGCUGGCUGUGAAAACCCCCGAGUGUCUUGGACUGCUUCAUAAAAUGGAUAAAAACCAGGACGCAUGGGUACAGCACUACUGCAUUCUGAAGGAUGGUUGUCUCUACUUGUACAACGGGAUCCGUGCAUCUCAUGCACAUGGUGGGAUUUACCUUCAGGGAUACAUGGUGCGAGAGCAUUCCUAUGGAUCCAAGAAAUCCACUAUUGAGCUGAGACCUCCAAAUGAUGAGUUCAAGGUUUUCCACCUCUGUGCUGAAAAUCCUCAUGAAAAUAAAAGAUGGAUCAUAGCUCUCAAAGCUUCAAUAAUGAAGUGGCUACCUUCACGUUCAGCCUUCCACGAGUACAUGAAUCGGCCUUUAGAAGAGACCAGAAUGUGAGUGAGACGCACCCUAUGGAUUGCUGGAUGCUCAUGUGGUUUGUAGCUGACAGCACCACAAUGUUACUCUGGGAUGUCUGGAGUGAAUUAGUUUUAGUAUUCCCCUUGGCCUAUGCAUGCUCAUUUACAUACAGCUCAAUUGCAAAAACCAAAGUGCAAAAGGGAAGGAUGAGAACAGAAACUGUACCAAAUAGUGCUUCAUUUAAGCAUACGUGUGAAAUCACAGUUGGAAUAUGUCAAUUUGUAAAUGUAUCCAUGAAAUGGAAAUGUACCAUUGUUUCUUCCUUUACAUAGUAUUUCUUUAAGAGGUUAUCCUGAACACUUUCCUUUUCAGUCAGCAAUGCUGCUAAAUGCUUAAGAUGGGUUGAAAGCAGAGGUCAUAUUUUUGGUACGUUACUAUAGAUGUGUAUGACAAUUUAAAAACACUUGAAGUUUAACGCCAUUUAAAUUUCUCAUGAAUACAUUUUUUUGGGAGAUUUCAUUUUGUAAUAUGAAAUAAUGUCACUAACUUGCUUUUAUACCGAUUCUGUGUUAAUGUGUUUUGGUUUUUAUUGCUCCAUUACAAACUUUAACAAUAUUUGUGUUUUGAUACUGCUGUUAGUCACGUUAUGACAGCUAGUAAUGCAUCCAUGUGUUUGCCAAAUAAAUUCUGUAAUCAAAUUGUUUUGAGUCUAUUUCUGUUACUUAAUUUGGAAAAUAUUAUGUAGCAAAUGCUAAAGAUGUAAGGGUAGAUUCACCUGAAUCAGAAAAUGAUUAGCAGAAGUUAUGAGAUUCGUUGUGCAAAAGACAGACGCUCAGGGAGUGACACCUGGGUGGCGUUUGAUAAAGAUCUGGUUCUGGCUUGUGCAUGUGAUUCGGAACAGCGUGAAAGAAAGACACAGUUCUUUUAAACACAAUUUUUACAUCUUUAAACACCUGCGUACACCUGUGAUUUGCUCGACAAAUGCAGCUCAUCCUAAAGUCAACUAACAUUAGCCAAAGUGUGAGCUAGCCUUGUCUAAACAACCAACGUAAUUUCACAUUAAUAUUGGUGUAAAAACAAAUCUUCCACUAUAUCAUAUAAUAAAUAAGGACA
This is a messenger RNA of Pungitius pungitius (ninespine stickleback), 4751 nucleotides long. RefSeq names its product PDZ and pleckstrin homology domains 1 (gene pdzph1). The coding region runs from base 96 to 3677 and encodes 1193 amino acids. Gene Ontology annotation, molecular function: protein binding. The record is from RefSeq and is a predicted model, not a curated record. The transcript is spliced from 13 exons. Lineage: Eukaryota; Metazoa; Chordata; Actinopteri; Perciformes; Gasterosteidae.